CAAUGUCAGCUAUUGCAACAAAAAUCGUUGAGAAAUAUAAACUCACCUCAAAGAUGAAUAUAUCAGAACUUGGUCAAUAUACUUCAGAGUUUCUUGAGAAUCUUACUGAUAAUAGAAAGCGAAAUCAGGCACGCAGAUGUCUUCGGGAUAGCUUUAAAUUUAGCAGUGAACAGAGAAGUAGUAAAACUAAAACUAUAAAUUUUGCAACUUCUGAUAGAUAUCAAGAUCCUAUUUUAAUCCCGCAAGAAUUAAAGAAAGAAACUAUCAAAAAGAUGACACAUCGAUUUUUACAAAACAAGCUUAGUAUUAGGAAUAUAAGAGCUGAAGCUUAUGCCUUAGCCUUAUCGGCAUUAAAUGCUAAUGCUGAAUCGGUCAAAGAAAGAUUGGACAGUUAUGAUACAUCUACUUUGCCCAACUUACAAGCUCUCGCAGAUGUUAUGAUAAUGCUUUGUAUCCACCCUGCUGAACUUAUAUCUUUACGUAUUACAGAUGCUGGAAAGAAUCAAGAACGAGCCAAAGAAUUACUAACCUGGAUACAAAAUGCUAUAUCUUCUGAUCGAAUAGGUGAUCCAGGGGCUGUAUAUGCUGUGAUAAUACAUGAGACAAAGAAUUUAACUCAUGCUAUGACAAUCACUGAAAAAGCUUUACACCACAAUCUGAUAAUAACACCUCACUAG
Cetraspora pellucida is the source of this 677-nucleotide messenger RNA. The record is from the annotation of a GenBank genome assembly. Lineage: Eukaryota; Fungi; Glomeromycota; Glomeromycetes; Diversisporales; Gigasporaceae.